AUGCUUGACGGAUGGGAAAAGCGCGUUAAGCGAAAGAGAGUCUACCCAACUGGGCAGAAGGAGAAAGACCUAAUCGACAAGGUCUUCGACGGCCUAAAGGCUGAUAGGAAGCUUGAUUGGGCCACGAGGCACACACCGACACGAUAUCCAGUCUUUGUUGCCUAUCGAGAUGUCAUAAAAAACGGGCAAACCGUCAGAGUCGGCCGACCGGUGGUGGACCUCCGUGAUGCAAAUGCAGAAGCUGUCAAGGAUAUGUACCCAGUGCCCACGCAGGAUGACAUUUUACAGCUUUGCCAUGGGAAGCGAUUUAUCACAGUCAUGGAUGCCGCUGCAUGGUUCUACCAGUGGAGAGUCCAUCCAGACGACAUUGGCAAGUUAGGAGUCAUCACACACAGAGGUCACAAGGUCCUAAAAGUAGCAAUGAUGGGACAUUGCAACUCUAUCGCAUACGUCCAACGACAGCUAGACGGGAUCCUCCGAGGACUACGAAAGUUCUGCAGGGCGUACAUUGACGACAUCGUCAUUGCUUCAAACAGCUUGGAGGAACACAUCGAGCACCUGCAUAUACUACUGAGUGUACUACAAGAGUACAACAUCCGCAUCGAGCCUAAAAAGACAUUUGUUGCUUUCCCCACAGUCACCCUCCUCGGACAACGUGUGGACUCUCUCGGGAUGACGACAAUGGAGGAAAAGCUGCAUGCAGUCCUCAGCUUGGACUUUCCAAGAAAUCUCAAACAACUCGAAACAUACCUUGGGCUAGUCGGCUACUUUCGCACGAAAAUAUGGAGGCAUGCGCAGCUGGCAAAAGCUAUGCAUGACCGGAAAACUGCAUUGUUGAAACUCGGUCCAAGAAAAGGGAAUCAAAGGAAGAGAUUCGCACAGCACACAAACCUGGAAAAUCCCACAGACGUCGAAAGACGCAGCUUUGAGGAAUUGCAAACAGCUAUGCGUCGCGCUUUGACGCAUAUGACUGUGUUCUUCGAUCACUCCCGGCAGCUUUAUGCAGAAAUCGAUAGCUCAAAGGAUCACGGGCAUAGCGCUAUGAUCUUCCACGUUAAGGCGGGCUGGAAACAUGACGAUCACAAGAAACCACCUCCAGCAACGGUAGUGGAACCAAUCAUGUUUUUGAGCCGACUACUGUCCGCAGCAGAGCAAAAAUAUUGGCCAACCGAGCUAGAGGUAGCAUGCUUGGUCUGGAUGCUACAGAAGAUAAGACAUCUUCUUUUAGCAGUCCCAACGGACAAACCAGCCAUCGUAUACACAGACCACGCCGCCACAGUCAACAUUGCAGUCAACACAAACCUACGUUCAGCAGCCACAGAGAACCAAAAUUUACGACUCGUAAGGGCGGCGCAGUUCAUUCAAACUUUCAGUUUGAAGGUUUUUCAUCGCUCAGGCGCCACCAAUAAGGUCGCAGACGCUCUCUCGCGUCUCCGGAGUUCAAACCCUACAAAGCCCACUAAGGAAAAUAACCUAGACACGUUCACCUAG
Messenger RNA from Penicillium verrucosum, 1491 nucleotides. RefSeq lists its product as uncharacterized. NCBI's taxonomy places the organism in Eukaryota, Fungi, Ascomycota, Eurotiomycetes, Eurotiales, Aspergillaceae. The transcript has a single exon. Bases 1 to 1491 code for a protein of 496 amino acids. The record is from RefSeq and is a predicted model, not a curated record.